AUGGGUAUGCAGAAAGCCGCACGAAACCUUUUUGAUGCCCUUCGAAGCCACCGAGUGUCCACACGAUGGAAGGCCCAUAUCAAAGAUCCAUUGAUCCAGGCCACAACCCAAGCAUUGCUUGAUCUGGGACCAGAAGCAUCUUCAUCUGAGAUUACAGCAAUCCUGCCUGAAGUCAAUCAAUCGAGAGGGCAGGUAAGACAUAUUUUGAAAGAAUUGGCGCAAAAGCAACAAGCAGACUGGGUGCUCAAGGUGAUUUGGGCAUUGCAAGAUCGGGGCAUUCGACUGAAUGUGAGGGACUACACUAUGGGGAUCUCAGUAUGUGCCAGGUCGAAGCUGUGGCAACAUGCGUUGAGCUUGUUUGCAGCCAUUCCAGUGGAACAGGCAAAGCCUGACUUGAUUUGUUAUAAUGCUGCAAUCAAUGCCUGCCAAACGGGUGGGCUUUGGCAAUAUACCUUGACGUUGUUUCAGGCAAUAAAGGAGGCAACAUUGAAGCCAGAUGUGUUUUGCUACAACGCUGCUAUUGGGGCCUGCAAGAAGGGCAGUGAGUGGGAGCAGGCAUUUGUGUUCUUCGAGAACAUGUCAAGUUACAGCAUGCAGCCAGACAUUGUGAGCUACAAUACAACCAUCAGCGCAUUGGAGAAGGGCGGGCAAUGGCAGCAAGCGCUGAACCUGUUUGAAGCAAUGCCAAAGUCAAGUGUGCAGCCAAGCGUUAUCACUUACAAUGCGACGAUGAGUGCCUGUGUGAACGUUGAAGUCUGGCAGAAGGGGUUGGAAUUGUUUGCGUUGAUGUUUGGACGGAACGUUUUGCCAGAUGUGAUUAGCUUCAGCACAGCCAUCAGUGCCUGUGAAAAGGCUGGUUGGUGGCAGCAAGCGCUCCACUUGUUUGCAGCACUGUCCAACUUCAGUGUGCAAAUGGACGUCGUCAGCUACAACGCCACCAUCAGUGCCUGUGAGAAGGGCUGGCAAUGGCAGAAGGCGUUCUUUUUGUUUCAUGCAAUGGGAGGAGCCAGCUUCCGUGCAGAUGCUAUUACUUUCAGUGCAACGAUCAGUGCGUUUGAGAAGGGCGGGCAAUGGCAGGGAGCUUUGAGGUUGUUGGAGGCGAUGCCAAGGGCAACCAUCGAUCCAGGUGUAUUUGCCUACAGUGCCAGCAUUAGCGCCUGCGCUGCCGGAUCGAAAUAG
Messenger RNA from Durusdinium trenchii, 1179 nucleotides. The record is from the annotation of a GenBank genome assembly. NCBI's taxonomy places the organism in Eukaryota, Dinophyceae, Suessiales, Symbiodiniaceae.